This is a messenger RNA of Sordaria macrospora k-hell, 2154 nucleotides long. RefSeq lists its product as uncharacterized. The record is from RefSeq and is a predicted model, not a curated record. Gene Ontology annotation, biological process: G protein-coupled receptor signaling pathway. Gene Ontology annotation, cellular component: plasma membrane. Gene Ontology annotation, molecular function: mating-type factor pheromone receptor activity. Lineage: Eukaryota; Fungi; Ascomycota; Sordariomycetes; Sordariales; Sordariaceae.
AUGAACAACACUUUCUACACCACCGGGCCCCAAGAACGAAAUGGCCCUCCCCCUCCUUACACCGAUAUUGGUCUCCAAGUCAACCUAUUCUUCAGGGUUUUUCUGGGACUCCUCGGGAUCUUGAUUCCUCUCGUUCCUGCAAAGCUAUUAUGGACUAACGGCGAAUUCGGGGCCACGGUCCAUUGCUUGUCAACAGUCGCGCUCAACUUCUUUUACGUCGUCAACUCGCUCAUAUGGCGAGACAACAAUGUCAAGAAGUGGUAUGCCGGCUAUGGGUGGUGCGACUUCCAUACUUACAUCUUCUUCGCCGUUGAAACCAUCUCUCACACCACUCUCUUCGAUAUCAUGCUCGGUCUUGCCAACAAGAUCGGUAACCCGCGAGUGACCAGCCUUAGUCCCAAGGAAAAGAAACGCAAAGAUCGAAUCUCGGCCCUUAUCAUCUUCGGCAAUCCGGUCGUACAAGUCUUGCUCACUUACUUCGUCAUUCUUCAACGAUACAAUGUGUCAACUCUUGCCGGCUGCAAUCCAGUUUUCGACCCCAAUGGCGUCUUCUUGGUUUUCUUCAUCCUCCCAUCUCCAAUCUUCACGGUUGGUGCGGCAGGCUUGGCAGGAGUUUGUUUUUACAAGUACCGGCAGUUGGAGAAACUCACACGCGAAGCCAUCCCGAGUAAUGACAGUAUACGAACCGCGAGACAAAAACGCCUUAGGAGAAAGCUCUACUUUCUCACCCUCUCUAUCCUCGUGUUGGUUGUACCGCUGGUUUGUGUCUUCUUCGCCUUCAAUAUCGCUCAGGGUUGGCCGUGGUCGCUGCCGUUCGACCUCGAUCGCAUUCACGCCCACAUCAACUUUGUCUCGUUCACAACGACAGAAAAAAUGCAAGUCACCGAGGUCCUUACCAAUUACAUUCCAGUGGUGAACGCGGUAGCCAUUUGCAUCACCUUCGGCACAACUGUUGAGGCAUACAAUCAGUACCGUUUGGUUCUAGUUUUCCUUGGUUUUGGAAAGAUAUGGCCCAAGCUGUAUCAAGAAUACGACCCCGACGACUCUGAACCACCUUCUGAGCUUAGCACCCAAACAAGCUCGAAAUCAUGGUGGUCAUCUAUGACAAAGAACAGCAAACGUGGUACAGUGGCAAGCGUACACGAUACCUCUAUUCUCCCUAUUACCGAGAACAUCCCUCUCACGACCCGGUUAAACCCUGCGCCGACAGGGGGUGAAAGCUCCCAUACCAAUCCAUCUUCCCCAUACGACGAGCUCAGAAAGGAAUUCCCAGACUUGUGGCCUCCCCAGUCCUCACCCCCAGCGCAACUCAACAACAACAACCCCUGGCCUGAUCUGUCGGACGAUCUGACUCCUCCAGCGCGCAACCCAUGGUAUCUUCGACCGAAUGCCUUCCAUGUCCCAAUCAAACUACCAAUGCCACUAUCGCCCAUCUACAUACCCUCCUUGCACGCGGACCAAGACAAUAAGACCGAAGGAAAGCAGAAACGAGCGAGUUUCAACAGGCUUUCUGCAGGCUACACCGCGCUCAGCGGCUCGUCCACACCACACUUGCCACCUUCGAAUUCACCCAACUGCCCUCUUCCCCCACUUCCAACACCUACAGGGGUAUCCUCAAGACAUCCACCACAGGAGGAACGACACCGGUCAUCGAGAAAGAAACAAAAAAAGAAAGAAUCCGAUACCCAAGAUAGCACAGCCAAUGGUGGUGUGUCAACAGUACCACCACUAAAGUCAGCAGCACCAUGGAGUCCCUUUGCUUCCGACCACAAGAACACCACUCUAGGAGUCGACACACGCGUGUGGUCUUCCCAGAAGGAGAAAAACAACAAAGAGGACCAUUACCCUGGUGCUCACACACAAGACUCUGCAGUCAUACACCAAACCAUUUCCCACUCUUCUCGCUCAACAGGACCUCAGCUUUCGCCGCCGCCACCAUAUAGCGUCGCUAUGGGCGAAGCUUCCUUUGCUUCCACCACUUCCCACAGUCAGCCUGAACAACAACAAAUUGGGACGGCGUUGGGACACCCGCUGGGACACGCACCACCACGUGGCAGGGUGAUGGUGAGAGUUGAGACGGAGAUAGAGAGCUCGAGUGAGGUUAUUGAUAGGCGUGAACGCGAUGAUAGCGAUCAGCUCGGUGAAAAGGCGUAG